UACUCUGGCGCGAAGGGGAAUUUUGGAAAGGAAAUCGAAAGUAAAAGAACCGUUCCGAUGUAUUGUAUUUGCGGACCGAGAACAGGUCUUAUGAGGUUGGUUCAUCCAAAAGCGCACCAUGCAUACCGGUGUUUCAUACACAGCCGCAGUCUGCUUUGACGCAGCUUUAUUUUACCUUCUGGGCUGUGGAGCUGCUCCGUUGCUCCCUGUAUUUGGCAGUAACGAUGUCGCAGGACUGCUGGCGUUUCUGUGGUCGGCGGCUGCGAUCAGAUGGGGGCUGAUCUGCAGCCUGUGGCUCCCCACCGUGGAUCAGACCUCCAGACCAGUAAUGAGGCGCUGGGCGGCGGUUCACUGCUUCCUCGGCUCGGUCUAUGAGAGCUGCCGGCUAGCGGCGUUCGGGGGUCCGCUGGAGACGGGGAUCAGCCCGGUGGGCAGUCCGGGAUUCACAUUUUUAACCUCCAUAGCAGCCGCUGCUGCCUGUAUGUUUUGGGAGGUCGCGUUCCCUGACACAAACGGGGAAGACAAUGGAAAAGGUAAAAAGCAGAAAGCACGUGUGUUAUUCAUGAGAGUGAUCAGCUUCUAUAAACCUGACUACCUGCUUCUUCUGGGUGCCUUCGUCUUCCUCUCCUUGGCUGUUCUGUGUGAAAUGUUUAUUCCCUAUUACACUGGGAAGGUAAUUGACAUCCUUGGAGCUCAGUAUCACUUGCACGACUUCCUGACAGCGAUCUUCUUCAUGGGACUCUUUUCAAUCGGCAGCUCGCUCUCCUCAGGCUGCCGUGGGGGUCUCUUCAUGUGCGCCAUCAAUGGCUUCACCAGCAGAAUGAAAGUCAAACUCUUCGGUUCCCUGGUGCGUCAGGAGAUUGGCUUCUUCGAAUCAACUAAAACUGGGGACAUCACAUCCAGGCUGUCCAUGGACACCACUCUAAUGGCACGCACGGUGGCCCUGAACGUCAACGUCCUGCUGAGGACCUUGAUCAAGACGCUGGGCAUGCUGUCUCUGAUGUUCAGCCUGUCCUGGAAGUUGACUGUGCUCAUGCUUAUGGAAACACCGAUCACUGGCCUUCUGCAGAACAUCCAUGACACAUACUACCAGAGGUUGUCUAAGGAGGUGCAGGACUCCAUAGCCAGGGGGAACGAUGCGGCGGGCGAGGCGGUGGCGGGCAUUAGGACCGUGAGGAGCUUCAGUGCAGAGCAGAGAGAGGCCACUCGCUAUGGCGACAAGCUCAUGGACACCCACAGCCUGAAGACGCGCAGGGACACUGUCAGAGCCGUAUACCUGCUGCUACGAAGGCUGACAGAGCUGGGCAUGCAGGUUGCCAUGCUGUAUUACGGUAGAAGGUUCAUCCAGUCUGGCCAGAUGAGCACUGGAAACUUAGUGUCCUUCAUCCUCUACCAGACAGACCUGGGACAGAACAUCAGGACGCUGAUUUACAUGUUUGGUGACAUGCUGAAUUCGGUGAGUGCAGCUGGCAAGGUGUUUGAGUACCUGGACAGGAAGCCCCAGGUGAGCACCGACGGGACCCUGCAGCCGGACACCCUGACGGGACACGUCCAGCUCUGCAACCUCACCUUCUCCUACCCCACCCGCCCUGACGAACCUGCCCUGCAGGGUCUCUCCCUGGAGCUGAAGCCUGGGCAGGUGACUGCGCUGGUGGGGCCUUCCGGUGGGGGGAAGACCACCUGUGUGAGUCUCCUGGAGGGAUUCUACCAGCCGCAGGGGGGGGAGAUUCUGCUGGACGGGCAGCCGCUGCACAGCUACCAGCACAAAUACCUGCACAGCAAGGUAGCGAUGGUCGGUCAGGACCCAGUGCUCUUCUCGGGCUCCGUCAGAGACAACAUCGCCUACGGCCUGAAAGACUGCCCCCUGGAGGUGGUGCAGAAGGCUGCGCAGAGAGCCAACGCUCACGGCUUCAUCAGUCAGCUGGAGCACGGCUAUGACACAGGUACGCAGUCAGUGGCGGAGCCAGGAAAUUUUCUGUGGGGUGGCCAGGAUGAUUAUGUGAUCAUUUUGGGGGUGGCCACGGCNNNNCUGGACGCGGAGAGCGAGCACGCGAUCCAGCAGGCCUUGGCUGACCGCCCCUCCCAGACCCUGCUGAUUAUUGCUCAUCGGCUGAAGACAGUGGAGAGGGCAGAUCAGAUCAUUUUGAUUGAUAAGGGGGCCGUAUUGGAGCGGGGGACUCACCAGGAGCUGAUGGACAAGAGGGGGAGUUACUUCAGGCUCAGAGAGAAGAUCUUUACUGAGAAUGGAGAACAGCACUAACCUCAAUAACUACUGAACGCUACACUGAGAAGGCACCUUUACAGCCAUACACACAGACUCUCAAUAUAAUUAAACAUUCAGAGUCAGUCAAAAAAAAUUGAACAGUUUGAAAAAGGAAGAUUAAGGAAAGCUGAAUGUUUUGACAUGGCCUGCAGUCACCGGACCUUAACACCACUGAGCUGUUUAAGGAUUAAAUGGAUAGAAAGGUCAAGGCUACACAGCCAAUGAGUUCAGAUCAUUUACCCUGUUUUUAUUACAUAGCUUGUCAUUUGUUUGUUUCCAUUAAUUGCCAUUCUGUACCUGUUUUCUUUUGUGGCACUGAGCUUAAACAUAGGAAACUCCAACUGUUCAAAAUAAUUUUUCUGGGUGUAUAGAAAUUCAUAAUGAUUCUUUACAACUCAGUCAUGCAAAGCAGAAAAAAUGUUGUAUGCCGAUGUAAUUUUAUUGUUUGUAUCUAUGUAGAAAUAAAUGUACAUAUUUUAAUUAUUUUAAA
Messenger RNA from Paramormyrops kingsleyae, 2753 nucleotides. NCBI's taxonomy places the organism in Eukaryota, Metazoa, Chordata, Actinopteri, Osteoglossiformes, Mormyridae. The record is from RefSeq and is a predicted model, not a curated record.